Messenger RNA from Rasamsonia emersonii CBS 393.64, 1161 nucleotides. RefSeq names its product Phospho-2-dehydro-3-deoxyheptonate aldolase. The record is from RefSeq and is a predicted model, not a curated record. Lineage: Eukaryota; Fungi; Ascomycota; Eurotiomycetes; Eurotiales; Trichocomaceae. Gene Ontology annotation, biological process: aromatic amino acid biosynthetic process. Bases 1 to 1161 code for a protein of 386 amino acids. Gene Ontology annotation, molecular function: 3-deoxy-7-phosphoheptulonate synthase activity. The transcript is spliced from 6 exons. Gene Ontology annotation, cellular component: cytoplasm.
AUGCCUCUUGUGAAGCCUGAGCCAGAGGUCAACGAGGACACUCGCGUCCUUGGUUACGAUCCUUUGCUCUCUCCUCGCUUCAUCCAGAGCGAGAUUCCUUCGUCCGCUGCUUCUGUUGAGACAGUCCGGUCUGGCCGCAAGCAAGCGAUCGAGAUUAUCGAGCAGCGUGAUGACCGCCUCCUGGUUGUCUGCGGGCCAUGCUCCAUCCACGACCCUGACGACCCGCCCUCGAGACUGCGCAUUUCGCGCAAGCUCUACGCUGACCUGACCGGCAUGGGCAUGCCCAUUGCGAGCGAGAUGCUCGACACCAUCUCCCCGCAGUAUCUCGCGGAUCUGAUCUCUCUGGGAGCCAUUGGUGCCCGCACGACAGAGUCACAGCUGCACCGGGAACUUGCAUCCGGCCUGAGUUUCCCGAUCGGAUACAAGAACGGCACGGACGGCAAUCUGGGCAUAGCGAUUGACGCGAUCGGUGCUGCCGCUCACCCGCACCACUUCUUGGGCGUCACCAAGGAGGGUCUGGCUGCCAUCACCAAGACGUCCGGGAACGAGCACGGCUUCGUGAUCCUCCGUGGAGGUAACAAGGGCACCAACUACGACCGCGACAGCAUCAAGAGCGCACGGGAGGCGCUGCGCAGUCGGAACCAGCGUGAGAUCCUGAUGGUGGACUGCUCGCACGGCAACUCGCAGAAGAACCACCGGAACCAGCCGAUUGUCGCCAAGUGCGUGGCCGACCAGCUGCGCGAGGGCGAGGAUGCCAUCAUCGGCGUCAUGAUCGAGUCGAACAUCCACGAGGGCAACCAGAAAGUGCCGCCGGAGGGUCCAUCCGGACUGCGCAAGGGCGUCAGCAUCACGGAUGCGUGUAUCAGCUGGGAGACGACGGUGGACGUGCUAGAGGAUCUGGCCGAUGCGGUGCGGGCUCGACGGGCGCUGAAAGCGAAGACGAAUGGAUACCUACCUACCUACCGACAACAAGACCAGAAGAAGUCAAUAUUGGUGAAGAAGAAGAUGAUGUCGUCAAGACAACAACCAGACAGACACACAGGCACAGACAGACAGACAAUAAACAGAAACAAGAACAAGAUCAAGAUCAAAAAUCAAAAAUCAGAAAUUCCCCGUCCAAAGCAAAACAAUAACAAUAAAAAGGGCAGAGAAAAUAUCUAG